This is a messenger RNA of Cicer arietinum (chickpea), 2108 nucleotides long. RefSeq lists its product as uncharacterized. Gene Ontology annotation, cellular component: membrane. The record is from RefSeq and is a predicted model, not a curated record. Lineage: Eukaryota; Viridiplantae; Streptophyta; Magnoliopsida; Fabales; Fabaceae.
UAUAUCUUAAAGUGUUUUAGUUGAGAUGUUGGAUUUGGCUUCUUGCUUUUUAACCAUUUGACAAAAAAAAAAAAUGGUGUUAUCUUAUGACUACAUAUACUUUUUUGCAGUCUUUAUGAGAGUUGAAAAUGUGAUAUGGUUCAACUCCACUUGUGUUAUUAAAUAAAGAGAAUUUUGAAGGAAAAGUUUUUGAUAUGUGUUUGCAACUGAUUCAUUCAUUUAAACUUCAAGAUUAUGAUAUUGAAGCUUCUUAUAGGUCUUAGGAAGAAUUUCCAAUACCUUUCAUCUCUCAGGUUAUCAAGUUAAUUCAAGAUGGUCAUAGCCAAAGGCACCAAAAUUUUGGUAUUUAUAAUUGUGAUUGUAAUUUUGGGUUUUCUACAAAUAUCAGCACAAGCUGUUUCACCUGGUGAUUCUGCUUCAGGUAAUGUGUCAGAAAUAAUUAGACAGAGUGAUAAUACUAUUAGAGUGGAUCCUUUAGAUCAUUUCAAAAAGUACAGAGGAGGAUUCAACAUCACCAACAAGAAUUAUUGGAGUUCAGUGAUAUUCACUGGAGUUUAUGGAUAUGCAAUUGGAAUGCUGUGCCUUCUAUGUGGAAUACUGUAUGGAAUUUUUUUGCUAAUCACCAAGUUUUGUUAUCACAAAAAUGAAGGAAGAAGAAGAAUGAAGAUGGAUUUUCCUUGUAAUUACAAGAGCUGUGUUGUUUCACUAAUUCCUUUGGCUAUAUUUCUCAUGUUAAUGGUCAUAGUUGCAACAGGACUAGUUCUUGUAGGGAGUGCAAGAUUCCAUUCUGAAGCAAAAACUUCAGUUGAUAUCAUAAUCAACACAGCAAACAAGGCAUCAGAAACAAUACACAACACAACAGAAGCAUUAAAAGGCAUGGAGAGUAAUUUGAUGGAAGCCAAUGUCAAUGUUGAGGCUUCUAAAAAUCUUGACUCUACAGCUAAGAGACUUGAAGAUGCAUCUGCAAAUAUUGAUAUGCAAGCUAGAAAGAAUAGGAGACUUAUCAACAAGGGCUUGAAAAUAGUGUUUGUAGCUACUACCAUGAUUAUGAGCUUCAACUUGGUUGCUGUAAUAGUUUUGUCAGUUUCCGGAGUACUAAGGUUAAGGAAGGCACUCAACCUGUUUCUUGUACUUUGCUGGUUGAUGACAGUGUUAUGCUGGCUAUUCUUUGGAGUCUAUUUUUUCUUACAAAAAUUUUCUAGUGAUGCUUGCACAGCUCUUGACAACUUUCAAGAAAAUCCUUAUAACAACAGCCUAAGCUCUAUCCUCCCAUGUCAUGAAUUGCUCAAAGCAAAACUAGUUCUAUCUAAAUUUAGUGUUGGAAUCUAUGAUCUUGUUAAUGAGGUGAAUGCCAACUUGCAAGCAACAACAUAUCCAAAUCUUGUUCAUGUUUGCAAUCCUUUCUCAGCACCACCAAAUUAUUUCUACCAGCCUGAAAAUUGUGCAGAUAAUACUAUACGAAUAGGCGACAUUCCAAAGGUAUUGAAGGCUUUUACUUGUUUGGAUGCAAAUGAUGGGACAUGUGAGAUGGGAAAUUUUAUAACAGAUAGUGAAUACCUUAGAGUUGAAAAUUACACAAAUGCAAUUCAAGACUUAUUGAAUGUGUAUCCAAGUAUGGAACAUUUAUUAGAAUGCAAGGUAGUAAAAGAUGCAUUUUCACAAGUUGUUAUCAAUCAUUGCAAGCCUAUGAAGAAAUAUGUUAAAAUGGCAUGGAUAGGAAUGGUGUUACUUGCAUUGAUAAUGAUUUUGUUGAUUUUGCUUUGGACUAUAAAGACUAAUCAUCAACAUUAUUAUCAUCAGAAAGAUGCUUCUGUGGAGCCAACACCAAAUGCAUUCAAAUUAGGACUAGCUAAAGAGAUUGAAAUUUGAUGGCAACUUAAUUAACCAAUCAUAUAGGAAUUUUUUUUCUUCAUAAGAACUUAGAAAAUGGGUAUUAGAAGGCAAAAAUGCGCAAGCAGCUUUCUAAUAAUCCUAUAUAGAAGGAUGUGCAACUUUUGUACAUGACAGAUACAUAAAUGUGUACAUACACAUAUAACAUACUAAAAAUGUACAUAUACAAGGCAAGUGAUAGAUCAAAUCUAGUUAUUGAAAGCUUUUAUUUCCUUUAA